This is a messenger RNA of Triplophysa rosa, 4952 nucleotides long. RefSeq names its product cardiolipin synthase 1 (gene crls1). The record is from RefSeq and is a predicted model, not a curated record. Gene Ontology annotation, molecular function: cardiolipin synthase activity. Gene Ontology annotation, biological process: cardiolipin biosynthetic process. The coding region runs from base 173 to 1246 and encodes 357 amino acids. Gene Ontology annotation, cellular component: mitochondrion; membrane. The transcript is spliced from 7 exons. NCBI's taxonomy places the organism in Eukaryota, Metazoa, Chordata, Actinopteri, Cypriniformes, Nemacheilidae.
CGAAAAAGAAGAAGAAAUAAAAACGGCUGGUCAAGAAACAUGUGGGUCGUUUGUGUUUCUGUGAAAUAUUGAGAAAAUGAAGUAGUUGGCGGUAAACAUGCACGGAUCGACACGUUCAGUCGAGUUGAAGAGAUCUGUGUGCGUUAGGUUUCAUUGAGUUUAAACGGCUGACAUGUUUCGGGCAGCUUGUAAAAACAGUUUGCUGGCUUGUGCUAAAGGGCACUUACACAGAUUGAGUGUCAACCCUGCUGUCAGGUGUCGCUUUUCUAAAAUAUCUCCAAACAUACAGCUGGAAAACACCAGAUGUCUGAAGACCGGGAUCAUUCACACCUGUACACCCGCUGGAUUCACUUCACCGUCAGAUGGGAACCUUCACAGAGGAAGAAAUCACAGCUCUGAACUUCUGACAUCUGUUAUAUGUCGAUCGAAACUGCAUGAUCAUCACUACAGUCUUCGCGUGCAGCUGUUCAACUCUCGAGGUCUGACUUCUGGCUUCAGUCCACGUGCUUCAAAUGGAUUUUGUACUAAAGCACCGAGAAAGGAAGCUUCACAACAGGAUCGAAGGGAAACAGAUGAAGAUGAAAGAGUUUCGUCAUCUUCACCUCCAAAUAAUGAGCGACAUUUCCAGUUUAAAGAGCUGUAUGAGAAUCCGUGGACGAUCCCUAACUAUCUGUGCGUGGCUCGGAUUCUGUUGUCUCCGCUUCUGGGAUAUUUAAUCAUGGAGCAGUAUUUUCACGUGUCUCUGGGACUGUUUGUUCUGGCUGGAGCAACGGAUUUGAUGGACGGUUACAUCGCACGUAAUUGGCCCAAUCAGAAAUCAGCUCUUGGCAGUGCUUUGGAUCCAUUGGCUGAUAAGAUUCUCAUCAGUGUGCUGUAUGUUAGUCUGACAUAUGCACAUCUCAUACCAGUUCCUCUGACAGCACUGGUGAUAUGUCGAGAUGUGGCGCUGAUCGCUGCUGUUUUCUAUGUCAGAUAUAAAACCGUUCCUGCACCAGUCACACUCAGUAAAUUCUUCAAUCCCUGCUACACAACGGCUCGCUUAAAACCAACGCUCAUCAGCAAGAUCAACACUGCGGUUCAGUUAUUUCUGGUGGCGGCGUCUCUGUCGGCUCCUGUGUUUCACUUCACUGACAGUGUUUUACUGCACUCGCUGUGGUACAUUACUGCACUGACCACCACAGCGUCUGGAUACAGCUACUAUCAUUACGGUAAAAAGACUGUUGAGGUGCUGAACAACACCAAAUAAUUCAAUGAUCAUCUGUGGAGAAUCCCUCUCUCUCUUCAAACUCUGCAGCGUUUUGUAGCCAACAUCUGUAUAAAGACAGAAGUUAUUUUCAUGACUGUAUUUAAAUCACGUGAUGUCACCUGUUAUCAUGCCUUUCAGCUUCACAAGAAGUGUUUUUUUUUUUUAAUCACUUUUAAUCAACUCAAAGGCGAUUUUCAGAAUAAAAAUCAAGAUCAAAUGCAAUGUUUAAUGUUUGUACAGGUACAUGUUUCAAGUUAGACGGUUGACUGUAGAAACCAUCACACUACACUUUCUGUUCCAUUGACUUAUAUUCAUGCGCAAAGAGAUUAAUUUAAUAUAGAGCCUUAUAUACUGUUUCAUCGGAAGCACGCGUGCGCGCCUGACCCCCAGUUAACUUCCGGUUUGUGUUUGGCUAGUAUCUAAUAUAACUUUAUAUCAUUUAUGUUAAUAUUAAUUUAUUGUAUAAUAAUUGUAUUAAAUAAACGAUUUGUUGAAUUUUGUUGUAUGUUCAUUUUAUUAAAUAAACAAUUUGUUGAAUGUGUUCUGUAGUUCGGUCGCAUUUAAAGAAACCGUGUGGUACACUGACAUCUAGCUGUUGAGCUUGGUAUCGCAGUCUGAAUUCUUAAUAUUUGAGAGUCUAGUUUAGCCAAGGAACUGUUCUUCUCGGUUUCUUUUGAUUGUUAUCAGAAAUAAUUACAGGUGCUCUAUUGUUUUUGAAGGUGUACCGGAAGUUGGAUGGGGUCACAAAAGUGCGCAUGCGCAGUAACGUUUGUUUUUGUUAAGAUGAAACCGUCUAUAGGCAAAGGACUCUGCUGCGUACCAAUCCGCAUACUAUCCGUCCUAAAGAGUAUUCGAAAAUAGAAUUAGUGUGUCCCAAAUCGUAGUAUGUUGAAAAGAGUACUCCAAAGAUUCCCAGAUGGUGUACUACUUCCGGUAGAAAUUGGAAGUGCAGAAUGAUGCAUGUUCUCACCGCGAGUAGGCGGAGUUAAGUGACGCUCCACUGCAUUAAUAAAAUUCAAUAACUGAUGCGUCAGUAAAUUAAUGAAUAUAAGCACAGAGUUAAAGGAACAAUACGGCUUUUUUAGGAGGAUCUAUUGAUAGAAAUACAAUAUAAUACACAAAACUAUUUCUUCAGAGGUGUAUAAAGACCUUACGUAAUGAACUGUUAUGUUUGUAAUACCUUAGAAUAAGAUGUUUAUAUCUACAUACAGAGCGGGCCUACAUGCAUUGAAUUCGCCGCCAUGUUUUGUACAGCAGCCCUAAACGAACAAACAACUCUACAACGCGCGUUUCCUCUUCCUCUCUGCUGUAUCGUGGUGAAACGGAUCGCGGGAUGAUCCGUACGGAUCGUGCUCCGGGGCGGAACGCAUGUGACCCGCGGAUUAACUGAACGUUUAUUCAUCGAGUAAAAGAGUCAAACGCGCUCUUGCUCGCUCUCCAGUUUCAGCUCCAGCGCUCUCUCUCAAUUUCAAUUUUCAAUUUCAAGGUACUUUAUUGGCAUGAUUGCGUGUUCUUACAAUAUUGCCAAAGCAUUGAACAUAUAACAAAAGACAUACAUUAAGUACAAACAUGAGAUUAAAAAAUUUUUUUUAACUAAGGUGCUGAGUAAGGCAUAAAUAUAGAAUGAAAUAUAAAAUAGUGUAUAUGUAAGUAAACAAAUUAAAUAUGGAAAUAAAAUCUCAAUAUCAAAAGUAGAUUUCAGGCAGAAACUCUCUCUCUUCAGUAUCUGGACGAGUACAAUAUUAGAGCGGUUCCAGAUAAACAAUGACGCUCAAAACUGCUCCGUCACACAUCUAAUAUUACAACAACAACAUAUCUUGGUAUGUUAGCAUAUUACUCACAUACUGAUCCGAAUCAAAGCAACCUCCUCGGGGGUGAUUCUUAGACGAUCUUUCUCUCCAACGUCUCUCUGCUGGAAAGUAUCUCCAUAGAUAUCUGUGAGUACAUAUCUGCUAAAAGCCUCAGUCCUACCGUGUCUCUGCUGUAAAGUCUUUAUAAUAUUAGCGCAGGUCCUAGCUCCUGCCUGACUUUUAUCCUUCUUUUUAAACUUAAAAUCCACAUACCUUUUAUUUUAUGUAAUACAUAAGUCAUUGCUCUUUCUACAGUCUUUCUAAUGCUCGCAAAAUCUCUUCUCUGCGUCAACAUGAGAACGACAUCUUUUUGUACUGUGGUGGCCACCGUCGUGUUUGGACUGAGCGAUUCGUGGCAAAUCUAUAAUACAACGCUAGUGGCCGCUGUUAAUCAACAACUGCGCCUUUAACAUCACAUAUGAAACAAUGAAUGAAUACAUACUUCAAUGGAAAGAAGAGGUGUAUUUGAUGUGUGUGACAGUUAAUGGCCACAAUGUUGUCUAGGCAACAACGGCCACUUCCGUUUCCUGUUUGGCCCUGUCCCAAAUGGCGCACUCCGGUCUUGAGGACCUCCUCUGAGUCCACACUUGGUGACGUCAGUAAGUGCAGACCUAUAGGGCACUAGGCACGAGUCCAUAAGGGUACAUGGGAGUGCAUUUUGGGACAGACUUGAGGUCAUCACGCUGGAAAGAGCAAGCGGUGCUUUCUAAUCACUCUCGCGGUACUUUGUUGUCAUUCGCUGAUCAGUCUGCGCAGCGCCGCGUGAAGUCGGCCACACUUGAACCAUUGUUGUUAUUUGGGAGAAUUGGGACAGGAGCUGCCUGUUUUUAUUCUUCUGUAUUUCAUAUGUUGAUAUGCCACCCUAGCAUUAUGCAAUAGAAAGUUAUGUUUGUAAAUACAACUGCUUAUGUAUAUUUAUUUAUUUGUAUAUACUAUACUUAAUGUGCAUAAUGUGUUCUUCAUAUGCAUAUAUGUUGUUAUUUCAUAUAUCUCUGUAAUACAGAAGCUGUGUUGUUCAGCUUUACAGAACCCAGAAACAACUAGAUAUAAAUCUACAACAAAACAUGGCUUAUUACCUUAAAGGCGGGGUAACCGAUUUCCGAAUUACGCUUUAGACAACUGAGUCGGGCCGAGUACCUAAACAACCUUGUAGCCCAUCAGCAGUAAGGUGCACAGUGAACAGGACGGACAUUAGUCGAGCCGAGCGCUGACGAAAGCGUAAGAUGGGGGUAGGGGUGUGUUUGAUUUGGUGAUUUGAACAUCAGCAACGGCUCAGAGAAAUCUGACACCCCGCCUUUAAGAAAAUGCACUGCAUUAAAAGUUUUUAUUCUUGAAUAGCUGGCUUAAUAGAAAAUAAAUAAGCAAUAAUGUUGAAUAAGAAAUUAAUUUUGAAUUUUAUCAAAACACAUUUAGCAAUGUAUCCGUCAUGUUUAUACGUAUAUGUCUGACAUCCAUGACACUCCUCCCAUCCAUUCUGUGAUUGGGCGUUCGCAAGGACUUCUGGGUUGUAAGUUGUGUGGAGCCUGCUGCAGUGCGGGCUUCGCCGAAGACCGCAUCAAGGGCACAAAGGGGUCGCUGAUGAGCACACUUCAGAGCGUAAACAUGACAAAUGGGACACCCUACGGACUCGUAGACUUGGCGAGCAUGCGCAAUUUAAGUCCACGAGACCGCAAGUCCACAUGAAGUGCGCCAUUUGGGACAGGGCCUAUGUUUCGCUACACACGAAAAUGUAUAUACUUUUCCAUAACAAAACCAGUACAUACUUUUAGUGCAUAGUAUAAGUAGGUGAAUUGGGAUGCAGCAUUCGUGUGUAUAUAUGAAGAGUUUGGUUCCAAAAUGAGAUAACUCCAUUUUUA